Molecule: messenger RNA, 1089 nt
Organism: Micropterus dolomieu (smallmouth bass)
Lineage: Eukaryota; Metazoa; Chordata; Actinopteri; Centrarchiformes; Centrarchidae
Product: 7 transmembrane receptor domain-containing protein
Exons: 3
Coding region: 1-1089 (362 amino acids)
Biological process (GO): G protein-coupled receptor signaling pathway
Cellular component (GO): neuron projection; plasma membrane
Molecular function (GO): neuropeptide Y receptor activity; neuropeptide binding
Source: RefSeq, a predicted model, not a curated record
AUGGAUAUCCUCAUGGAAGAGGUUUUCAGUGUGACCGGCAACACCAGCCAUGAAACAGGACUAGAGAAACUAAAUGGCACCCAAAGCCAAGGACUCAACCACAGUGACCCCCUGGACAUGUUUAUAGGCAUGGAGCUUCUUCUACGCUUCAAACCUCUCUUCCUGCCUCUCUACUGCCUCAUAGUGGCCGUGGCUGGUGUUGGAAACUCUUUCCUGUUGGCUUGCAUCUUGGCUGACAAGAAACUCCAUAACGCCACCAACUUUUUCAUUGGUAACUUAGCAGCUGGAGACCUGCUGAUGUGUUUGAGUUGUGUCCCACUGACUGUGUCUUAUGCCUUUGACAGCCAUGGCUGGGCUUUUGGGAGACCACUCUGCCACCUGGUCCCCUUGCUGCAGUGUGCCACAGUGUUUGCAUCAGUGCUUUCACUCACUGCCAUUGCUGUGGACCGCUACAUUGUUGUAGCUCACCCAGUACGGAGGAGGAUCUCUGCUUGGGGUUGUGGUGCAGUGGCUCUGGGUGUGUGGCUUUUAUCUCUGGCCCUGGCCGCACCUCCGUCUCUCUACACGCGCUAUCUGGACCUGCGACCCAGUGGCAUCAACCUGGUAGUGUGUGAGGAAUUCUGGCCAAAUAGUGGCAAUCUGCGGCUGCUGUACUCCUUCUUCAUUCUCAUAGCCUCCUAUAUGAUCCCGCUGCUGUCAGUCAGCAUAUCCUACUGUGCCAUCACUGUCAGCCUAAGACGCUAUUCAGUACCUGGAGAGCCAUACAAUAGCCAACAGCGCUGGAGCCAAAGGAGGAAGAGGACUUUCUCUCUGCUGGUGGCCUCAGUGCUGUCCUUCGCUCUGUGUUGGAUGCCCCUGCAGGUGCUGAAUCUGUUGCUGGACCUGGAUCCAGACUUCCAGAUCAUGGGGAAGCGCUACAUAAAUGUCUUACAAGUCUGCUGUCAUUUAGUGGCUAUGAGCUCUGCGUGUUACAACCCCUUCAUCUACGCCUCACUGCACAGCAAGGUGCGCAUGCACUUAAAAGGCUACCUCUGUCCUUGUCGCAAUCGUCAGAGUGUGAUGGUGGAGAGAGCAACGUCCAGGAGCUGA